CUGUCAGAGCUGGAGAGGGGCUGGGCGGAGCGGCCAUGGAGGGUCAGCAUUGGCUGCCUCUGGAGGCCAAUCCCGAGGUCACCAACCAGUUUCUCAAACAAUUAGGUCUACAUCCUAACUGGCAGUUUGUUGAUGUAUAUGGAAUGGAUCCUGAACUUCUUAGCAUGGUACCAAGACCAGUGUGUGCAGUGUUACUUCUCUUCCCUAUUACAGAAAAGUAUGAAGUAUUCAGAACGGAGGAGGAGGAAAAAAUAAAGUCUCAGGGACAAGAUGUUAUGUCAUCAGUAUAUUUCAUGAAGAGAACAAUCAGCAAUGCCUGCGGAACAACUGGACUCAUCCAUGCUAUUGCCAACAAUAAAGACAAGAUGCACUUUGAAUCUGGAUCAACCUUGAAAAAAUUCCUAGAGGAGUCUGUGUCAAUGAGCCCUGAAGAACGAGCCAGAUACCUAGAGAACUAUGACACUAUCCGAGUCACUCAUGAGACCAGUGCCCAUGAAGGUCAGACUGAGGCACCAAGUAUAGAUGAAAAAGUAGAUCUUCAUUUUAUUGCAUUAGUUCAUGUAGAUGGGCAUCUCUAUGAAUUAGAUGGACAGAAACCAUUUCCAAUUAACCAUGGGGAAACUAGUGAUGAAACUUUAUUAGAGGAUGCCAUAGAAGUUUGCAAGAAGUUUAUGGAACGUGACCCUGACGAAUUGAGGUUCAAUGCAAUUGCUCUAUCUGCAGCAUAGCUUGUCAGUAAUGGAAACACCAAAUACAGUAUUAUUUGCAACAAAAAUUAAGUUUCUGCUGCCAUACACUAACUGAGAAAUUUUGAUA
This is a messenger RNA of Leopardus geoffroyi (Geoffroy's cat), 816 nucleotides long. Its product is annotated as ubiquitin carboxyl-terminal hydrolase isozyme L3-like. Gene Ontology annotation, molecular function: cysteine-type deubiquitinase activity. The record is from RefSeq and is a predicted model, not a curated record. Gene Ontology annotation, cellular component: cytoplasm. Bases 36 to 728 code for a protein of 230 amino acids. Gene Ontology annotation, biological process: protein deubiquitination; ubiquitin-dependent protein catabolic process. The transcript has a single exon. Lineage: Eukaryota; Metazoa; Chordata; Mammalia; Carnivora; Felidae.